Messenger RNA from Perca fluviatilis (European perch), 2707 nucleotides. RefSeq lists its product as uncharacterized. The transcript has 11 exons. The coding region runs from base 25 to 1767 and encodes 580 amino acids. NCBI's taxonomy places the organism in Eukaryota, Metazoa, Chordata, Actinopteri, Perciformes, Percidae. The record is from RefSeq and is a predicted model, not a curated record. Gene Ontology annotation, molecular function: protein binding.
GCUGCUUCUAUACAGGCUGUGGACAUGACUGAAGACUACCUGCUGCUCUUCUGCAGAUUCCCAUACAAGAGGGGCAGUGAAAUCAUCCAGAUCAAACUCUUCAGCACUGUGUCCUUCCUCUACCUGCGCUCUAUACUGGGCUGCAGCCAGGACUGCAUUUCCCAGGUCACUGUCAACCGGGCGGGGACUCACGUUGUGGCCUUUUGCCCCUUCCCCCGUACUGGCAUCACGGAGCUGGUCACCUGGAACCUGGAGACAGAGGACCACAAACACAUCACUCGCUGCCCCACAGUAUUGACCAAAGGCCUGUGUUUUGAUCUGCACUUCUGCCUGGGGGUCUGCAGUGGAGAGAAGUACCUUCGCCUGUGGGAUCUGACCUCCAGGAUCAGUGACCGGGCUCUUAGCUAUAACAUCUAUAAGCUCAGGAGCGAAGGCACAGAGGAGGUCAUCCCUAUGGGGAAAACCCAGAGGUAUGCUGUGUGCCGCUCCAUCAGAGCUGGGACAGUAUAUGUGUGGAACUUGACCAGACGGCGUUUUGCCUGCCGACCUGUCAGAGUGGAGCACGGCCUCUACAGCAGCACUGAUGUGGUGCUCGCCCAUGACUUCAAACUUUACAUCUUUACAGACAGAAGCAGAAACAGCAGCAUAGACGCUGCUUCAUGUCCAUUCCAGACUCUUCUGGUGUAUGAUUUGAUAAAGCGGAGCUAUGUGAGGAGACAGACUGGGAUCACAGUUAAUUCCUGUCCUCAGCACAAGUACUGUGUUCUGGGGAAUGGACGGACUCUUCUUGGCCUAUCAGAGACCAGAGACCAUCUGAUCCUUUGGGAUCUAGACUCUGGCACUAUCAAACAUGAGAUCAAACCCUCCCACAGAGAGUCGCUCCUGUGCAGCUGCCCAGUCCAAGACCUGCAGCCCAAUGUGACCCCACGCAGAGAGAAAACAUUGAUGCCAUGGGACAUCCGAACAGAGAGCCAGUCUGCAAAGAAAAGGAGGCUGGAGAGAGAGGCACAGAGGGAGAGAGAGGCGAAAAGGAGGCUGGAGAGAGAGAAAUACAACUUGAUAGACCAGUACCUCCUCAGUGGCGAUGAACAGGUGGUGGUGUGCUCUUAUUUUGCUCACCACCUCAAUGUCUUCAGCGUGGUUUCGCAGGAACACCUGCACAGCCUGGGGGAGAAAACAUCACUGCUGAGCCUCCACACUGCAGCUAUUACCUACACUGGCAGUCACCUGGUGCUGACCAGUUACAACCAUGAGCACAGGACGCCCCACAUCACCCUGUGGGACCUGCACACAGGAGCGGUGAGGAAAAGACUGGGGAAUGAAGCUGGAGUUUGCUGCGUAGCUAUCACAGACAACGCAGAGAGAGUUGUCUUUGGGGUCAGAGGAAGCAACAAACUGAAGGUGUGGCACCCCUUCAAGAGAAAUUAUAGGAGCAUCUGUGGCUAUGGGAACCUCAUGAUAGAAUACUCCAGUAAGCUUCAUUUGACAGAGGGAGGAACCAGAGCCAUCCUGCUGUCAGGACAGCUGAGCUUGUGGGACCUGGAGGCGGGCAGCGUCCUGUCUGUGCUCUCCUUGGAUGCACAUGUCCGCUGUAUGAAGCUGCUUCUUGGGUGCCAGACUUCUGUCCUGCUCGGCCUCAGCCACAGCCCUGCCCUCAUCAGCGUCAGGUUAACAUCCAGUACUGUCAGCUCAGAAACUCAAGUCUCCCAACACGGAGACCUCUUUGGAGAGUCCAGCAGCAGUGAGGAAGAGGAGGUGAACUUGUGAAAAUUCAGGGUUGUACAGUUGUACAGCUCUUUCUUCGUAAUGAUAGUGUAUAGGAAAAGGUCUUUUUGCGCCAGUGGAUGUCACAUGACUUGCAGCCAUGCCCUUGCCAACUUUCUAUCUCAUCUAGAACACUGCUAUUCAGACACCAUAAAUACAUUAGCGGGACUUGACUGUUGGUGAGGUAAGAUGGGGAGAGCGGGUAUGGUUGUUAACAAAGGGAUGGUGGGAAAUGUUAUCAUGUCAGUUCCUUCCAUUUGUGCAUUAAACAGUGUAAAAAGAAUAUGUAUGAUGAGGGGGGAGGCAGUCUAAGGCAGUGUCCACAUUUAGGAUCCACAUUUAGGAGCCUUAGGGUAGAAGCUCCUUUCUGAGUCUCUCAGUGCUGGCCUGGUGUAACCGGUACCUUUUUCCUAACCUCAACAGAUAGAAAAGACUGUUACCCAGGUCAUUUAGACAUGUAAUAAUUGUCUUAGCGUUAUUUUUGCAGCGCCUGGUGUAAGUAUCCAUUAGGCAGGGUAGGGCACUGCCUAUUGCAUGUUCAGCCGAACAUUUGCAGGGUUUCAGUACCAGGAGUAGAAAUUCCUCAGAAUUUGAGGGGAUACCUGGAAUUUCCUCAGACGUUUAAGGUGAAGCUGUCUCAAUGUGAAAAGGCUGCCUUUCUCCCUUUUCACUAGGCCCUGUUCCCAACUUUAACUGUCUUUUGUGUCUGCUUGAUUCUUCAUUACAAUGUUUCAGUAUAUUCUAUAAAUUAUCAUUUGAUGUGUGUAAAUUACACAGGUCCGUUUAGUUGGUUUACGAGUUCAUAGUAUUUUUGUUCUGGUUCUGCGUGUGAUGUGGGGGGGUGAUCAGCUGCUCCCCAGCUCAAUCAAGGAGAGUGCAUGCAUGUUUGCCUGAUUAGAUCAGGCUCGUUGGAGAUGAGCUGCGCCUCGCCUGUAGAGUGGAU